Messenger RNA from Drosophila nasuta, 4710 nucleotides. RefSeq names its product FCH and double SH3 domains nervous wreck (gene nwk). The transcript has 8 exons. Gene Ontology annotation, molecular function: protein binding. The record is from RefSeq and is a predicted model, not a curated record. Gene Ontology annotation, biological process: neuromuscular synaptic transmission; regulation of actin filament polymerization. Gene Ontology annotation, cellular component: neuromuscular junction; recycling endosome. Bases 260 to 3493 code for a protein of 1077 amino acids. NCBI's taxonomy places the organism in Eukaryota, Metazoa, Arthropoda, Insecta, Diptera, Drosophilidae.
UAAAAUUGCAUUUGAGCUGAUUGCAGUCGCGACUUUUCUUAAAUUUAGCUCACGCAUUUAUUACAUAAGCUUUUCUUUGGUAAUCCAUUAACUAUACGCUUUUCUUUUCACCUCCUCCCACUCUCGCCCACUCUUCAUUUGUCAUUUGCAGCUGCUUGAGGUAAUGUAAAGCCAUUUUUGAUUGGAGCUCGAGAUCAAGAAACCGCUUCCGCUUGAUAGAACUGUGCCCAAUUGUUGUGCUAGUAGCCAAGCUAUCAGAAUGCAGCCGCCGCCGCGUAAGGGUAACUAUGUGAAAUUCCUCAAGAAUUUGCACACGGAGCAGGUGGCCAAGUUGCAGCUAAAGAAUCAGCAUGAGUGCGAUCUACUGGAGGAUAUACGGCAGUUCACCAUCAAGCGAUCUGCCAUUGAGAAAUCAUAUAGCGAAGGUCUCCUCAAGAUCUCGUCGCAGUAUCUCAAUAAGAAAAUCCCAAAUAUACCCGACAUUAAAAUGGAUGGCAUGGAGGAGCGUUGGAAUAUGUGGAGCGUUUGGCGCACAGUGCUGGAGGAGAAUGAGAAACUGGCUCGUGCUCGACUGGCUGCCAUUGAGGUGUUCCAGCAACAGAUUGCCGACGAGGCCAAAGUGCUGCGGGAUUAUAAGCUGGCCAUUGCCAAACGUUCCCUUUCGGGCAUUGUCAAUGUGCAGAAGGAACUGCAUUUGAGCGUUGGCGAUGUGGACAAGACCAAAAAGUCCUAUUUCGAUGAGGAGCACUGUGCACACGAUGUUCGCGACAAGGCCAAAGAUAUUGAGGAGAAGUUGAAGAAGAAGAAGGGCUCGUUUUUCCAAUCCAUCACAUCACUGCAAAAGAAUAGCGCCAGAGUGACUUCCCGCAAGGAAUUGCUCGAGGAAAAGUCUUCGGGAGCACGCAAUGAUUACGUACUUAGUCUAGCUGCGGCCAAUGCACAUCAGAAUCGCUACUUCACCGUCGAUUUGCAAACAACGAUGACAACCAUGGAGAAUUAUGUAUUUGAGCGAGUCGCCGAGUAUCUUAUGCUAAUGGGACGCACAGAGCUACUCACCUGCUCGGCCACGCAGAACAGCUUCGGCAAGAUACGGGAUCAGGCGCAGCAGUUGACGAGGGAGUACAAUCUGCAGUGUUGCUAUCUGUUCUAUCCGGUGCUCAAGCAGCACAUUCAGUACGACUUUGAGGCAUGCGAUAAUGAUCCAGUGCGUAAGGUGACCGCAGAGCAUGAUUCUGCAGCCGAGACGUUGACCAAGGAGGCAAAGAACUUGGCUGGACGUGUGGUGAAGGAAAAUGCUUCAAUACGGGAGUAUGCCAAGAAGUUGGCAUUGUGUCAAUCGUUGAGGGAUGCUGGUCAACGCACAGAUCCCAACGAUCCAAAUGGCCCAGAUCUAGAUACCAAAAUCGAUGAGUUCCGUGACCAAAUCCGUCGCUCCGAGACGGAAAAAGCCAAGGCCGAGGCGUGUCUGCAGUGUCUGCGCGAUGGGGGCAUCAAUGUGGACGAAUGGGUGCAGGAGGCAGAGAUUAUGGGUGUGCAGGAAUUGACACGCUCCGCCAGCUCGAUUUCCAUGCGCACCGAUGCUUCCGGACAGGGUGAAAAUCCCAGCUCAGAUUCGUUCUACGACAGUGACAAAGAGGAGGCAGCUGGUGGUGCAGCUGCUGCUGCUGCUAAGCCCAAACAGGAGACACAACUGUCACGGGAUCGCACCUUCAGUGACAGCGAUGAGGAGCCAGAGGAACGCGAACGUGCUCAGCCAUCGACUGCGGCACCUGUGCCAAUGAUGGCGGCCAGCGGAGGCGGUGGUGGUUGGGAUGAUCCAACUGAGGUCAAUUGGGAUGCCGAGGAGGAGGAUAAGGAUGAUCCCAUUGUGCCAGAGCCCAAGGAGGCCAUCUUCAAGUGCACAGCUCUCUACAGCUAUACGGCACAAAAUCCGGAUGAGUUGACCAUCGUUGAGAAUGAACAGCUUGAGGUGGUGGGCGAGGGCGAUGGAGACGGUUGGCUGCGUGCCCGCAACUAUCGCGGGGAGGAGGGUUAUGUGCCACACAAUUAUCUGGACAUUGAGCAGGAUGCGGCCGGUGGCGCCUUUAAUGGUAGUUCAGGCAAUCAAUUGCGCUCACAAAUCUCAUUCUCAUCUGUCGAUUACACCGUUGACAAUGAAGAUCAAACGGUGGACUCUAUGCAAUCACCCGACCAGGUCUCUGUCAUAAUGGCACCACAGAAGCGCGUCAAAUCCGAUGUGGAAUGGUGCAUUGCGCUCUACGAUUACGAUGCAACCGCCGAGGAUGAGCUGACCUUCGAGGAGGGCGACAAGAUCAAGAUCAUUACGAAGACAGCGCACGGUGUCGACGAUGGUUGGUGGGAGGGUGAACUGGAUGGUAAAUUUGGCAAUUUCCCAUCGCUGGUCGUUGAGGAGUGCGAUGAGAUGGGCGAGCUGCUCAGCGAUGGAGGCGACGAGUCUCCGCCACCGAUGGCACCACCCAACUUUGCCUUGCCCCCGGCCCCCGCACUGCCGCCAGAGUACGCACAGGAGCUGUCUGACAUAACGGAGGAUAUGUUUGCCUCACAGGAUACAGCUGAUGAGGAUAGGGACAGCGGUUAUAUACCAAAUGGCGCUGCGGCUCCUAGCAUGCCUCCGCCAGUUCUUAUACAAGAGCCUGGCAUGGAGGACGAUUUAAGUGACGAUGGGAAGUCACCGCCAAGCAUGCCGCCCCCACAAUUAGCCAAGGGUCCGGAGGGAGGUGCGGCCAAUGGCGGCGCUACUGCGAAUACUUUGAACUUAGGUAUGGCACAAAUAAUUGUUACCGCUGCAACCCCAAUGGUUGAAGACGGUGCCGAUAAAUCUUUCCCACCAGUAGGAGAGAGUGAUCAGUCAAAGUCCCCUGCGGCUAGCGAUAAGCAGCAGCAACCCAAAGAGCAGCCCGUGGUCGUAGAUAAAAAGCCCGAUAUUGUGCCGAAGCCAACGGCAAAAGUGUUGCAACAAAAGCCACAGCAGCAACAAUCUCAAUCAGCGACAACGACAACCGUAAAAGAAGGUAAAGUUGCUGUCGAUGGUGGCGGUCAAGUGGGGCCAGCUGUAACCAUAACACUGACAGAGUAUCAUGUAUCCUGUAACGCAGAGGAUCAACCGUCUAGCCAGGAUGCCACUGACUCGGCCUCCGAUGAUGUGCCCGUCCUUCCCGAAGCCGAGGAUCCCUUCACCGAGAAAUCUAAUUCCGGCGCUUCGGCAUCUGAAGGCGGCAGCAAUGCGUUUGAAGCCAACUUUGAGGCCAAUUUCGAUGCUAAUUUCGAUGAUGCAUUUGCCGGAGGCGGCGGGAGUGGCGGAGGUGGAGGUGGAGGCGAGAAGUCUCACGACUUGGAUAUGAAUUGCGAGGCAGCUGCCGAAGAUGUCAUUGAGGCACCCAAGCAGGUGGUCGGUGGAAGAGCAAGCAUACCGGAGGAAUUGGACUCCAAUCAAUUGGCUCGUUUGGAGAAUCUAAAAGAAUCGAACGCCUAAAGAAUGUCAAUGUCUUAGUCUCCAGCUUGUCGACUUUAAUGUUGUUCGUUAUCUAUUAGGCACUCAAGCAAGAGCACGAUACCUUCUAUAUAGACUAUACUCACGGUCAGUUAUAGAACAACCACCACCAGCAGCAACACCACUGAACAAACCGCUCUGUUUGCAUUUACGAAUGUCUCUACACAGAAUUCUAACCGAGAGAGAAAGAGACGCUUUGUCUUCUAAUCCAAUACACAAAACAAUUAUAUGCAAUAAUCAAUGAAGUAACAAAACAUAAUACAACGACGCCAUAGUGUACACAGCUCAAUGAUCGACAACCACCAUAUACAUCUAGAUAUACUUACAUAUAUCAUACAUAAAUACUUCAUAUAUCACUGUUUAUAUAUGUAUAUUAGUUUGUAAUAUGUUAAACUCUCUGAAAUGCAAAUGAUAAGUAUAACAGGCGUGUUCCGAAUUCCACAAUAGCAACAAAUUCAACACAUUAUACAGAGGAUCGCGAUAUCUUUUGAUAUAUAGCUCAAACUUGAACGUUUCGUAAAGAAUACUUAAUCUGUUUCUUUGUAGAAUUGUUGAGAAAGCGAAAUUCGGAAUGCGUCUUUAUAUAUAGGUAUAUUGAAAUAUGUAUAUUAUAAUCGUUUUUUGGAUAGGCAACUGUCGCAAUCGUUGUACUUGUAGUUCUCUCUCAGUCCCCGAAAAGGAUGUUCGAAUAUCAUCAGUUAAUAAUCGAGCAAUAAUAAGUAUAAAUAUAUAUGUGUGUAUAUAUCUAAGUCAACUAUAUGAUAACAUAUAUGUAUUAGCGAAAGACUAUAUAUUUUAAAUUGUUUCAACGCUUAAUUAACAAUAGCAAUAUCAGCCAAAAACAACAAGUAUGUACUUCAACUAGCUCAGAGAUAUUUAUUAUGGUUUACUGAACACACGGAUAUCAGAAUAUAUUUUAAUGUUAGCACAUCUAUGUAACUUACAUAUAUAAGGAAUUGUGACCCAUCAUAGGAAAUUUCACUUUAUUAUUUCCCGAAUAUAUAAGCACUAUAGCAUUGUUGUAUGUUGUUAUUUAAAGUUGAUUCUAAUUAGUUAAAUUAUUUGCGUCUUUCGGAGCGAACAAGUUUAGUCAAAUUAUCUCGGUUUAUACCUGAAAUGCCUAAUCAAAUUUUGCAAAUCGAAUAACUAAAAGAAAACAAAAAAACCAAAUACUCAAAGCUUAGAUCACAAGAUGAAAC